UGAUUCAUUUAAGUUUGAAACGAACUAAAUACAGAAGAAGGGUUCAUAAAUUAUUCUCAUCGUGGACAUGGAGGCAAUGCCUAGCUAGUUACAGUUUCCUUACUAAAGCUUCCGUUUUGCCACUGCUUACUGGUGACAUUUGGCUCAGACAUCGACGACAUUAGAAUGGAUGCCACAUAAUCUAACAAACCAGCGUUUGACUAGUUAGCGCACUCCAUUGGGGUUAGAGUAAGCUGCUUGAAUUAACAAACUCGCGCGUGACUAGUGAGGAGGACUAGAAAUCAGUAAACUUAAAAGGAGGGAAUCUGUAACCGUUGCAGACUUGGAAGCUAUAUGACAGACAAUACUGAAGCUUUACAAAGGUUCAUCAAAGUUAAGCAUUAGAGUGACAACAAAAUGGAAGCUGCAAGACAUUCUCAUUCCUCCAUGUCUCUUGUUCCUAGAUUGGAUCAUUUGGAUUUCGUUAUGAAAUAUUUAGAAGGAAAACGACAUUUACCAAAAUGGCGAGGAAAUUGUUCGGUUGGAGGUGCUGGGAGGCAAUCCAUGCCGAUGGAUUUGGCAGUGAAGGAGGCUUGCCUUAAAGGGUCACUGAUGGAUCGAGUGGCAUGUCUUGAACAUAGGCUUUUUCAGCUUUGCUUAGAGUUGGAUUCCAGCAGCACAUCAGCCACUUCAUCACGGGCAUCUGGGUGUGCAUCUUCUGGGCAAGGACUGCCAACUUUCACGCUGGCAACUUUCAAUAAUCCAAAUCAAGGACACAAAGAGGAGUCCCUAGACCAUGCUAACAGGGUUGAACUUCAGGCUCGGGAGAAGUCUCAGAUGCAAGAACAAGAGAGGAAGCAUUCGAAACCUACGAAGCAAGAACUUGGGAAGAAUAGGCCUAACAGAGAUGAUAAGAAAUGCAAAAGUGGGAAGAAGAAAGUGCCUCCCAAAUGGCCUCGCUUGAAACUCUUAGGGUGUUAAUUAAUCUUAAUUAGUGACGACCGCCAUCUCCUCCUCCUACAAGUUAACUGUUUUGUUUCUUUCAGACAACAUUUUUUGAGGUGAAAGUAUUGAUGUCAAGGCAAGAUUUAAGGAGGACCAACCCCUGCUGCGUACAUCGCUUAUUACACUAUAACGCAACAAUUCAGAAUGUUAUGUUGUAAUUAGCGUUUGUACCUUGUGUUGAGGUUUUGCUUUGAUAUAUUCAUUUAUUAAAAAAAAUGUUCAAGUUUAAGAAUUUAA
Molecule: messenger RNA, 1221 nt
Organism: Populus trichocarpa (black cottonwood)
Lineage: Eukaryota; Viridiplantae; Streptophyta; Magnoliopsida; Malpighiales; Salicaceae
Exons: 4
Coding region: 397-960 (187 amino acids)
Source: RefSeq, a predicted model, not a curated record